Messenger RNA from Blepharisma stoltei, 2832 nucleotides. The record is from the annotation of a GenBank genome assembly. Lineage: Eukaryota; Ciliophora; Heterotrichea; Heterotrichida; Blepharismidae.
AUGGAAGUUAUAGAAGAAGAAAAGGGAAAGUGCUUUAAUUGUCAGUCAGAAAAUGAUAACCAAAUUGCAUGUAAAAUUUGUAAAGAGUGAUUUUGCCAUCAGUGUGCAUCAAAUAAAGCUUUGCUAUAUUCUUGUGAAGAAGGGAAAGGGGAAUAUGAAGUUUGUACAGGCUGCCAUUCACUAAUUGUUUCUCUAGAAGAUUUUAUUGAGAGAGAAGGCAUCAAAUGGUGCCAGAUGACUAAAAGAGGAGAGUCUUGGAUGAAAAGCAGCGGAGCCUGAAGUUUUAUGGAAAACCAGCCUGGGGAUAUAAACACUUAUUUAAUUCUCCCUCUAUCAACAGAUGAUGAAGAAAUCAUUACUAAAGACGUCACAACUGGCAGAUCAGACCCAGAAGUAUUCAAUUGAGAAAUUCAUGAAUUAUUGCUGAGAAUCAUCGGUGGUACAUAUAGAGAAGAUAUUUAUAAAGUCCUUAAAGCUUAUACAUCUAGAAACCCUCAAGUUGGAUAUUGUAAAGUUAAUUCUAAUUACAAAUGAUUAUGCUGGUCAUAAGUGGAUCUAGCCACUAGCCGUCGCUCGCCUUGGCUUCAAAAGGUCGUCUUCCUGAAUUUCCAACCUGAACCACCUGUCCAGGGGAUCAGCGCCCUUUGGCAGAGCUAUUGUCUGUGAGAUGCCCCGAUAACCCCGAUGGAAGGCCAUGUGGUAGGCAAAACCUGUCUAGCCCAUCUGACAGGAGCAGGGCAACUUUCGGGAAAGAAACAAAACUUCCCUUUUCGGCAACGCAUCAACAAGACUAUAGACAUUCAAAGAGUGACUGAAGCCCUGUCUUUUAGCUUCAUCAGGAUGGGUCCUAUCUGCUCCAUAGGAGUGCUCGACGGAGUCCACUUUUUACCAACAUCACUAUCUUAUUUCUGGAUAUUGCCAAGGAAUGAAUUAUAUUUGUAUAGCCGAGGGCCUAUUAUUGAUUGCUUUGAGCUUCGCUAUGCCUGUCAAGCUGAGUGGAAUUUGCUAGGCCAAUAUCAGCUAUACAGUCAACUGAUGAAACUAGCAAGCGGCCAUAUAAAUUUCACUUGCUAACUGGUGAAAUUGACUUGGCAACUGAUACUACCUGAGCCAACUCCACCAUUUUGGCAGGCAUCGUAUUAUCCAGGGCAAUCAAUAAAAGGUCCUGCCUAUAUGUGGCUUCUGGUUUUUCUUGACCAUAACUCAGCGUUUUGAAUGCUCUCAUAUUUAAUUGAAAAAUGGCUUUUGCCUGAUUUUUAUAAUGGUGCAAAGAGAGGAAAUUCAUUAAAUGGAUUUUUUAUUGAAUCAACUGUAAUUGCAGGCUUGCUUGACCAUUUGAUUCCAGGAAUGAAAUCCUCAUGCUUAACUUCACAUGAAUUUUCUGAUUUCUUCUCAAUGCAGCCUCUUAUUCAAAUGUUUGUAAAUACAGUAGAUUUAGAAAGUCUUGUAUUUUUAUGGGAUAGACUAGCUUCUGAGGGCUCAAUCGCACUGAUACGAGGAGUUGUAAGCAUUGUCUCUAUUUUUGAAAGAAAUGUCAAGAAAGGCGAACACCCUUUAAAAAUUCUUCAGCAGAUGGCUGGACAAAGAAUUGCUCCUCAACUGAGCUUAAUUUAUGAUGAUUUAAUGAAAGAAAUCACAGAAGUCCGAGUUAGGAGACUCCGAGGAGGAGCAAGAGAUUAUAGGGCUAAACAAUGGCAGAAAAGCGAAAGAAUUUUGGAAAAGAAACUGGAAAAUUGUUCAAAUUUCAGUAAAGAAGAAAUCGAUAUUUUAAAAAGCGAAUUUACGAAAAUGAUAGAACAAAAAAGGAAAGAGCCUAAAGAAAAACCGAAUGUAAAUAUAAGAAGAAGGGGAACUGUGUUUUUGCCUGACAGUAUUCAGCAAGAGGUGGAAAAGUAUGGAGGCGGAGAUAUUGGCUUGGCAAAGCCUGAAUUCGUAAGAUUGGUUCAAAAUUUAGUUCCUGGCCUUGCCGAAAGUGCGGAAUCGUUGUUUGACCAAUUCGAUGAAGACCGCUCUGGGUAUCUUGACUUCAGAGAAUUCUCCCCCGCUGCAGGUCGGUUUUGCCCGCAAAAGGGCUUUUGCCUGCUGCAAAAUCUGGCCACGGUUGUACUGCUCUGGGUCAAAACAAAGCGGCUAGAGAAGAAUCAGUGAAGGCUGAGAUGUAGCAACUGGCGAGCAAGUCCCAAACCUGCAUAUUAUAACAGUAGGGCCUUCAAAGUGUUAUCGGCAACAACCAGAGAGGAGAACACUGGAACCUGGAGGAUGGGAACUGUACAGAAAGUCCCUAAAUAGCUUAGGCGUCAUCAGACGACGUCCUCGGGUGAGCUCAAUCGUUCUGAUCAGUAUAUUGGUCAGAAUUCUGAUCAUAAAUUAAUUACAACGUAAAGUGAGUUCAGAGAAUUCACAAUCUGCAUAUCAGUUUUAAGCAAAGGCACUUUCAGCGAUAAGCUUAAACUUUGUUUUGACUCUUAUGAUUCAAAUCACACCGGAAUUUUGCACGAGCUCGAACUAAAUCUUUUAACCCAAAAUCUUCUUUCCCCAUAUAUAGAAGCACUAGGAGAAUGCUACGACCCUUUGCUUAAGCAAAAAGCUGAGCAAAUCUACACACAAAUGAAAGCUCUAAUUUCAAGCACAAACGGUUCUGUUGUAUUUUCAGAGUUUUACAACAAAGUGAUAGCUGACCCUGUGCUAUAUGCCUGCUUAUCAGACCAUGUAGGAGCAAAAGAGCAAGACUUAAAUCACGUCACAAGCGCAAUUUCUAGGUCAACGUUUAUAUCACCUCUCGAUGAAGAAAAAUUCGGAAAAUCCAGCUGUAACAGCUGCUCCUUAAUGUAA